Molecule: messenger RNA, 1636 nt
Organism: Uloborus diversus
Lineage: Eukaryota; Metazoa; Arthropoda; Arachnida; Araneae; Uloboridae
Product: luc7-like protein 3
Exons: 10
Coding region: 120-1454 (444 amino acids)
Biological process (GO): mRNA splice site recognition
Cellular component (GO): U2-type prespliceosome; U1 snRNP
Molecular function (GO): mRNA binding
Source: RefSeq, a predicted model, not a curated record
UGCCCUCUCCGCUCCCCUACAGUUUUUUUUUCCCCGCAAACUGGAACUUUGGACAUUGUUUUGCUAGCAGUUUUAAAAAUAAUUCAAUGCCUAAUUCUUGUUAACUUAGCUCAGAAAAUAUGGCUCUGUUGUCAGCGAAACAGCUUCUAGAUGAAUUAAUGGGCAGAGACAGAGAUUUGGGUUUGGAGGAAAAAAAGAAUGAUUUUACUUGGGAUGGACCUGAUGUUUGUAAACAUUUCUUAGUAAAGUUCUGCCCAAAUGACUUAUUUGUAAAUACAAAAGCAGACUUGGGAGUGUGUCCUAAAAUUCAUGAUGAAAGACUCAAACGAGAGUAUGAAAAAAGUUCUCGUUUUCAACAAAUGGGUUAUGAAGAAGAUUUCUUACGGUUUUGUCAAAGCAUGCUAUCUGAUGUGGAUAAACGAAUCAGGAGAGCACGGCAGAGAUUGGCACUCAGCAGCAAAGAAGCCUCUAUAUCCCAACCAACCCAAGUUAAAAAUAACGAAGAGAAAGUUAAUGUACUUACAGAAAAAAUUAAUGGUUUGUUAGUCCAGGUUGAAAAUUUAGGAUGUGAAGGAAAAGUUGAGGAAGCUCAAGGGAUCAUGAAAUUAUGUGAGCAACUUAAAGAAGAACGAGAAACUCUUCGCAAAGCUUCAGAAGCUAAUCACUGGUUUCAAACUGCUGAAAUUGCUGCUGCUCAAGAAAAGCAAAUGGAAGUUUGUGAAGUUUGUGGUGCUUUUCUUAUCGUUGGAGAUGCUCAACAACGAGUAGAUGAUCAUUUAAUGGGGAAACAACACGUUGGAUAUGCUAAAUUAAAAGAAGCAGUUGAUGAAAUUCUGAGUCAUCGAGAAAAAGAGCGGAGUGAUAGAGAAAAACUGAGAGAUAAAGAACGAGAAGAAAGGCGCAAAGCAAAAGAGGAAGAUGAUCGUAAAAGAGAAGAAAGGAGAAAGCGGUUUGAAGAUGAAAGGCGCCGAGAUUUGGAAAAGAGAGAUAGAACAAGACGAAGAAGUCGAAGCCGUGAAAGAACAGGAAAUAGAGGGCACUCUCAUCGUAGUAGAAGUAAAGAGAGACAUUCACAUAGUAAGAGUAAAGAUAAAGACAGGUCACGCAAAAGAAGCAAAAGCUCUGAUAGGAAGAGAGAAAGAAGCAAAAGCUCUGAUAGGAAAAGGGAAAGAAGCAAAAGCUCUGAUAGGAAAAGGGAAAGAAGCAAAAGCUCUGAUAGGAAAAGGGAAAGAAGCAAAAGCUCUGAUAGGAAAAGAGAACGUUCCAAAUCUCAUGAUCGUCACUCACGACAUUCUAGAUCCAGGUCACGCGAACAUCGCAGAGAUCGAAAAGACCGUAAAGAUGAAGAAAAGAGUCGGAAGCACAGGAGACAGUCAUAUGAAAAUGGUGACUCAUCAGAAAAAUUACCACGUUCUGAAGAUAACAAUAAAGGACGCCACUCCUCAGGUGACUGAGCUCAGAUCUAAUGUCUCUUAAAACAGCACAUCUGUAACCUGUUCCGGUUUAAAGGACCAUUUUGCCAGGUGAAAUUGUUUGUCAUCUUUUGUCCAGUUAAUCAUUCAGUGCUGUAGUUUGCCUCCUAAUUAUUAUCAUGUAAUUUUGUUUUCUGCCCAAACAUUUCAUAAGUUCAUAGUAU